Mauremys mutica (yellowpond turtle) is the source of this 1446-nucleotide messenger RNA. RefSeq names its product paraneoplastic antigen Ma1 homolog. The transcript has a single exon. Lineage: Eukaryota; Metazoa; Chordata; Testudines; Geoemydidae. Gene Ontology annotation, molecular function: zinc ion binding; nucleic acid binding. The record is from RefSeq and is a predicted model, not a curated record. Bases 1 to 1446 code for a protein of 481 amino acids.
AUGGAUUACCAGAAGAGGCUUGUGACUUGGUGUGAGCUGGAGGGGGCUGACCCUGAACGCCACUUCCUGCUCACGAAUGUACCCACUGAAUGGGACAUCAGAAAAAUUGAAGAGGAGAUUGCUAAUGUUAGAGAAUGGGGAACCUGUGUGGUUCGGAGUCAGAUGCAAGCAAAAGGGGAAGCUACUUUAUCCCUUCUUGUAGAGAGCAAGAUUAUACUGUCUACUGUGGUGACUCCCCAUGUAAUUCUGCCAGAUGGAGAGAAGGAUGGAUGGAAGGUGACCAUACAAGCACAAUCACAUUUUCCCUCCCCACCUGCCCCACCAUCUGAACCUAUCAAUUUUCAGUCCAAAUUGAGAGACUUUCUUAGGCAGGAAGGGAAGACCAUGAGUGACUUAAGGACUCUUUUGGGAAGUAGUCCUGUACCUCCCUCCAGUUCUACGGACCAAAUAAUUUUUGCUAUGGGACAAGCAAUAGGGGAGUCCAUAAAGACAGCAUAUGAAUCGGGUCCUUACAGAAAGCUGAAGUACUUUUCAGGUAUUAAACCAGUGCCUGUAGGGGAAGAUGACUAUGACACUUGGAGGCAUCAACUAAAUCAGGUGAUGCAGGAAUGGCAAUGUAGUGAGGCUGAAAAGAGGAAACGUGUUGCAGAAAGCCUGCGAGGACCUGCAGGGAAUGUAAUAUGUGCAUUAAAGGCCAGCAAGCCGGUUGCCACUGUUGAUGACUAUCUCUCGGCCAUGGAGGAUGCCUUUGGGAGCCUAGAGACAGGGGAAGACCUCUACUUUCAAUUUCGUUCCUGUUACCAACAGCCAGGUGAAAAACUAUCUUCCUAUCUUCACAGAUUGGAACCGUCCCUUCAGCUGUGCAUCCGCCGUAAAGGCAUUGAGAGGAGCAAGGAACACCGAGUACGACUAGAACAGGUCAUACGAGGUGCCAUUUAUGAUGACUUUCUAAUUAUGAAAUUGAAACUUGUAGACCGCUUGGACAGUCCUCCUGAAUUCCAUCAAUUGCUGCGAGAAGUCCGGGAGGAGGAGGAAAAGAGAACUGUUAGAGAAAGGAAUAAGAUCUCAGUGAGCAGGACCGUUGCUCCUAACCAACUGAAGGAAGAUCCUUGUCUGUCCACCACUGAGGACCUCCAUCAACAGCUUAAAACCCUGACAGCACAGCUUACGGAAUUGAUGACGAGUAAGAUGCCUCGGGGAUCACUUAGCGAAAUUCUUCCACCAACUUUGAUGGCAAGAAAGUGCCCUCCUUUUCGCCCAGGAAGAGGAGACCCCAACAGAGAACCUGUAAAGAAAACCUUGGCAACCCUCCCAAGGAACAAGAGAUUCUGCUACCGAUGUGGUGAGGAUGGGCACAUUUCCACCCAGUGUGACAACUCAAGGAAUGAAGAGAAGGUAGCACAACGAAAAAGGGAGCUACAGGGAAACUCCCAAGGGUCCCAGUAA